AUGCCGGCACCAUCCUUAGCUUCUCGGGUAUAUCUCGCCUUCGACGACUUGUCCCGGGCCGGCAAGCAUGUCCUGCACUUUGCUAAAUUCGAUGGCGCCCAAGCUCUUCCGGUACCCCAAGCGACAGUCGAAACGCUGCUCACUGCAGAACUGAGCACCUUCGUGCAGAUCUUCCAGUGGCCAGGCAACCAAGCGAUGGCCAUUACAGUAAACACUGCCGAGCUGCAGGCCUCACAGCGGUGGGAGCUGGCCGAUGCUCUAGUCUCCGCUCUUAGUCAGGCCGAUGUCCAGGAGCUCACGAUCCUAGCGGCCCUGCACUUGCCGUACGCCAAGGAAGGCGGCCUCAACGUGUUCUACAGUGGCCUGAAUGGCCACGUAGAGAAGGAUGCUAAACUGUCACUGGCCGAUCCGUCCUGGGAGGUCAAGGACCCGUGGCUCAGUGCCUUCCUGCAUUUGAUCAAGGUGGAGCAGUGGCCACGUUCCCACCUGCUGCUGGCCAAGGGAUACAAGCCCGGCCGAGACCUGUCCGGCACCUAUGAGGCUGUGGCCGCUUUGGGCCAAGCACUGCAGCUCUUUACGAAGGACAAAGUGACAGUUGAUAGUCAAGAAGUGCAGCGCGGCCUGCCUCGGCGAUUGGCCAUGGAGAAGACCGCUUCAACUACAGGUGACGACCACCUCACCCUGCUCUACCAUUAG
Molecule: messenger RNA, 696 nt
Organism: Phytophthora infestans T30-4
Lineage: Eukaryota; Oomycota; Peronosporomycetes; Peronosporales; Peronosporaceae
Exons: 2
Coding region: 1-696 (231 amino acids)
Source: RefSeq, a predicted model, not a curated record